GUCAUGGACACUGCCAGUUUGAAUGUCGGAUACAUAUCAUGAGUUUUAAACACGUUUGAGCGGGUUUUUUUUUUUUAUGAGGCAGGAGGGAGACAGUUUUCAAGUCUGCCCUCUGACAUGCGUUUCCACAUCAUUAUCGCAGCUGUCUUCUGGUGUGGUUUCGUAGACUCGCGGAAAAUAAGAGGAAUAUCUUCGUCCUACAAACGUUUCUACAGAGAGAGAAAGUCCUUUCUGUGCAUUGAUGGCUCGAAGAUCAUCCCCUUUGAGCAGGUGAACGAUGACUACUGCGACUGUGAAGAUGGCUCUGAUGAACCAGGAACGUCAGCCUGUCCUCGUGGUCGAUUCUACUGCACAAAUCUGGGUUUCCGCCCACACUACAUCCCAUCAUCGCGAGUCAAUGAUGGCAUCUGUGAUUGCUGCGAUGCUUCAGAUGAAUACAACAGCCACGCUCACUGCCAGAACACUUGCUGGAAUCUGGGACAGAGAGAGAGAGCAUACGUGGAGGGCCAGAUGAGGACCUUGGACGAGGGUUUGCGAGUCAAGCAGCAACUGAUUGAGGAGGGAGUGCUGCUCUGGAGGGAGAAGCAGGCCCAGCUCAGAGAGCUUCAGCAGGUAGCUGAGGACCUACAGAUCAAACUAGAGGAACACAGAAGGAAGAAACACGAGGCGGACCGACUCAAAGAACAAACGUUAAGGGCACUGGAAGCAGGUGACAGCGGUCUCAGACAUCAGAACAGCACAGUAAACAGCAUUUUCCAGUUACUGGACAGCAAUAAAGAUGGCAGUAUAACAGUGGAUGAACUCCAGGCUAAAGUGGCACUCAUCCAUGAUGAGGAGCGGGUUCUCUCUGAGGAUGAAGCCGUGGCUUUGUUGGGAGGAGGCCAUCAGAUUGAUCUCACCAAGUUUCAACACACACUCUGGGACACCCUGACCAAAGGAGACGGUGUCAAGAUCAAAGACACACAUGGUGCACCAGACAGUCUUGUCGGUGAAGAUCCUCAUUUAAUGGCAGCUGACAGAGCUGCAAACUGGGAGGCUACCAAUCUGAAGAAGGUAGAAGAAGCCUAUGAUACAGUCAACAUGGAAAUAAGUGAUCUGCGGAAGAAGUUGGCCAUAGAUUAUGGACCAGAUUGGGAGUUUCUGUUUUUGAACGGCCAGUGUUACAAGCUGAAAGUAUAUGAGUAUACUUAUACCCUGUGCCCAUUCAAUCAAGUCACACAGAAGAACACUGCAGGAACAGAGGUCUCAUUAGGGAAGUGGGGGAUGUGGGUAGGAACGCAGAAGAACCAGUACAGUCAGAUGGUGUAUGAGAAUGGAGAGCCCUGCUGGCAAGGAGGUUCCCGCAGUGCUACAGUCACACUGACAUGCGGAACAGAGACAGCCUUGCGAUCGGUGAAGGAGCCCAGCAAAUGCCAGUACAUCAUGGACUUUCAGACUCCUGUGGCCUGUCAGCCGGUGCUAAAGCAGCGGGGCAUACACAGCGAACUGUGACCCCUUCCCUUACUGGCCUAGCCUAGAUUAACUUAGCCCCCCCUCGAUGGCUAGCCCGCGGUGACAGGCUGGGGUCCUGAGGGUCCCCUCUGACAUCUGUGUUGUCAGAACAUAUAUACUUCCAAGCAAGUCUUGCUAAGGUCAGAAUCUGAGUUUUAGUAACACUGUUCUUAGACCACUUUAGUUUUCAUUGAUUGUUACAGUGCUGCUUUAUUUCUGUUAUGUGAUAGUAUUGGAAUGCAGCAUUUACCGAACACAAGUAUUAGUAACAUUGCAGUAUAUUCCUCAUAAGGGUUUACAUUCAAGGCCCAACAAGAUUACUGUGUAAAUAAUUGAAUAAAUAAAGAGCAACUACAGUAGAUCAGUUGCAGUGUGUAAUGACAUUGCCACUAAUAUAAGUGCUGUGUCAAAUUGCCGCUUAUUCAUAAGCACAAAUGAAAGGACUGCAUCCUUUAACUUCAUUACAGUGGCUACUUUAUUACAGCCUUACAUAAUAACUUUUAAAGGGUAAGUCUGGUGAUAUUCAGCUUUUGUCUUAUUGCCAAUAAAUCCAUGAAAACACUAAGACGCUGCUGUGCAAACACCAGCAUGUAUUUGAAACACAUCAAUGCACCACACAGUUGCAACUGAGUGACAUGUUCCUUAUGAUGAACAUGGGCACUGUAGUCUUCUGCAGCUGAAAGUAGUCUGCAGCAAAAAUUACAGUACCCAGCUGUUUUACACCCUUUUAAAAAUGUUACCUGUGUAAAUGAGCGACCUGUUUUUGGGGACUGUACUCUCUGCUACAGUCAGAAUAAGAAAGUUGCUAAGUGUUGAGUGACAGACUGACUGGUCUUUUUUGAUCAGAUUUGUUGACAAUAGGAAAAAUGUGAAAUGAAGUGAGCCUUUUCCUUUAAGUGCUGUUUGUACUGCAUUAUAUUUACAGCAUUACUAUGUAGAUAAUCAAAGAAAUAAAGUGACAUUGCUAAAAAUCUAA
Molecule: messenger RNA, 2467 nt
Organism: Seriola aureovittata
Lineage: Eukaryota; Metazoa; Chordata; Actinopteri; Carangiformes; Carangidae
Product: glucosidase 2 subunit beta-like
Exons: 15
Coding region: 118-1491 (457 amino acids)
Biological process (GO): liver development; N-glycan processing
Cellular component (GO): glucosidase II complex
Molecular function (GO): protein binding; calcium ion binding
Source: RefSeq, a predicted model, not a curated record